CACAUCAAAUUAAAUGGAGAAGAAGAUAAUACAACUCUUGUUUAUAUGUUAUAUUUUUCAUGAACUGAUUAUUGUGUCAAGUGCACUUCAAGUUGGUUUUUACGCCAAAAAAUGUCGUGCAGCCGAAAGUAUUGUACAACAAGAAGUGCAACGCUCCUUCUCUACUGAUCGUUCCAUCACAGCAGCCUUGCUUCGGAUGUAUUUUCAUGACUGCUUUGUCAGGGGUUGUGAUGCAUCAAUACUGAUAGACUCGAAGAACACUCGAAACAAGCAAUCUGAAAAAGACGCAGGACCAAACCAAUCAGUAAGAGGAUAUGAGGUUAUUGAUCGGAUAAAGAGCCGAGUAGAGUCUGCAUGCCCAAGUACCGUCUCCUGUGCUGAUAUCAUAGCAUUAGCUACUUGCGAUUCAGUGGCAUUAGCUGGAGGACCUAAGUAUAACAUCCCCACAGGGAGACGAGAUGGGCUGAUCUCAAAUCCAUCAGAAGUUAACUUACCAGGACCAAGUUUAACAGUUGAAGAAGCAUUAAAAAUUUUCACAAACAAAGGGUUUAGCCUGAAUGACAUGGUUACUCUUUUGGGUGCCCAUACCGUUGGAAUUACACAUUGUAGUCUUAUUCAAGACCGUAUAUCCAGAUUUGACGGGAGUAUGGAUUCUAACUUGUUCACAAGACUUAGUAAGACUUGCGCUGCAAGGAAUAAUGAUCCCUCUGUUUUCUUAGAUCAAAGCACGUCAUUUAUUGUGGACAAUGAAUUCUACAAGCAGAUACGGUUGAAGAAAGGGUUGUUGAAAAUUGAUCAACAACUUGCAUCUGAUAGGUCAAGUGCUGGGAUUGUUAAGAAUUUUUCUAUAAAUCCAAAAGCCUUCCAACAGGCUUUUGCAAGUGCAUUGAUCAAGUUAGGGAACACACAAGUUCUCGAGGGAAAAUUCGGAGAAAUUAGAAAAAAUUGUAGAGCAUUCAAUCCUCCAGCUCAGCAGAAAAAACGCCAGCCUAGAAAGAAGAGCUUUCGCCCAAAGAAUCCUCCACCUCGCAAAGGAUCAAAGUUUUCAAUUCCAUUCAUUGCACCUUAAUUAAUAAGUCUAUAACAUUCUUCAUUACACAUAUUAUUGCAAGCAUCUUUUUUAUCCA
Solanum pennellii is the source of this 1127-nucleotide messenger RNA. Its product is annotated as peroxidase 44-like. Lineage: Eukaryota; Viridiplantae; Streptophyta; Magnoliopsida; Solanales; Solanaceae. The transcript is spliced from 2 exons. Bases 14 to 1069 code for a protein of 351 amino acids. Gene Ontology annotation, biological process: response to oxidative stress; hydrogen peroxide catabolic process. The record is from RefSeq and is a predicted model, not a curated record. Gene Ontology annotation, molecular function: peroxidase activity; heme binding.